This is a messenger RNA of Colletotrichum spaethianum, 3354 nucleotides long. RefSeq names its product putative RNA-binding protein2. Gene Ontology annotation, molecular function: RNA binding; protein binding. Lineage: Eukaryota; Fungi; Ascomycota; Sordariomycetes; Glomerellales; Glomerellaceae. The record is from RefSeq and is a predicted model, not a curated record. Gene Ontology annotation, biological process: mRNA splicing, via spliceosome. The coding region runs from base 1 to 3354 and encodes 1117 amino acids. Gene Ontology annotation, cellular component: cytoplasm; ASAP complex; nucleoplasm. The transcript has a single exon.
AUGGCGACCCUGCCGGUAGGGGAGGACAAAUGGCUCGACUACGUCGCUGAGAACAGUCGGCACGCCAACGAUUUGGAGAAGCGUGUCCACGUCAUUGAGCUGUUCAAGCUUGCUGUCGAGGCCGAGCCCAACAGCGUCCGCGUCUGGCGCGCAUACUGCGACUACUUUUGGUCCUUGUACGUCGCCAGCCAGUCCUACGAGUCGGGAUGGUCCGACGAGGAACGUCACAUGGGCUGCGAGCUCUUCUCUCUCAACGCUGCCCUCAGCCUCUGGCAGCAGGCCUACGAAGCUAUCCAAUACCGCAUCAGCGACAGCCACGAGCUGUGGGAUCAGUGGAUUUCCCUCGAGAGCGGCCUGCUCGCCCGCUCGCGCACCGCCGAGGGCAUCCGACGCAUCACCUACCUCUACACCGACCGCCUGCAGGUCCCACACGUUACCCGCGACAACACUGCGCAAGCCUUCUCCGAGUUUCUGUCGACGUAUAAUAAGGCUGCUUGGGAGGAGACGAUGCAGGGCGUGACCGCCAACCCAAAAUCGCAAGAGGCCAAGAAGCUCACAGAGGAUCGCGACAUGUUCGAACUGAAGCUGAAGCAGGCCUCCCGCGAAGGCAAGGACGACCUCUACCGCAACCUGCUCAAGGAGUAUCUCGAAUGGGAGUGCGCCCAGAGCAAGCGAAGCAACAAGCAGGCCGAGGCUACUGGCGACCUCUGCCGUGGCCUCUAUGCCAGGGCCUUGACGGGCGUCUUUGCCUUCGACGACACCAUAUGGAACGAAUACGUCCGCUUCUUGUCCACAUCCGGUACCUAUGCGCAGUCGCCGCAAGGCAUGGUGGACGUUUUGCGGCGCGCAGUCGAUCACUGCCCUUGGUCGGGUGCGAUCUGGUCGCGCUACAUUCUCACAGCCGAGGACGCCAAGCUCCCCUUUAACGAAAUCGAGCAGAUCAAGCACAAGGCCACCAGUAACCCCGAGCUCUACAAGAACGGCAUGGCCGCACUUCUUGACAUGUACGCUGCCUGGUGCGGGUUUCUCAAGCGCAAGGCCAUGGAUCUGAAUGCCACCGACGAGGACGUUGACAUUGCCGACAUGGGAUUGCGCGCCGCGCUCGAGUUCGUUGACCAGGCCAAACACCGCUACGGCGACAGCUACAGGGGAGACCCAAACUUCCGUCUGGAGCGCAUCUAUAUUCAGUACCUGACGGAGAAGAAACGCAAUGUUGACGAGGCCCGGAGCGAAUGGCACAAGCUGGCCGAGAAGCAGUUGUACGCCGACAGCUACGAUUUCUGGCUCAACUACUACCUAUGGGAAAUGAUGAUAUUCGCAUCCAACGGCAAGGACCGCAGCCCUACGCCUUCUACCGCCGCCAUCGGCUUGAGGGUCCCCUCGGUGGCCACAGCCGUGCUCGGACGGGCAAUCAAGAGAAAGUCCCUGGACUGGCCGGAGAGAGUCAUUGACGUCUAUGUUCAGCACUGCAACGACUAUGAGCUCCCGAGCACCGUCCGCAUUGCCAUCGACACGGUUUAUGAAACUCGCAAAGAAGUGACGAAGCGGCGGGAGAGAGAGGCAGCACAGGCUGCCGAGUACUACGCGGCCCAGGCCCAUGAAACACAAGCAGCAUACGCAGUACAAACGGUAGAUGACGACUCGUCGUCCAGCUCCAAACGAAAGCGGGAAGAAGAAGCUGAUGCGGCCGAUGUGACGUCCAGCAAGAGACCAAAAAGCGAGGCUGUAGAGACGGACACUGCUCUCAAGCAGCAGAGUCUGAAAAGAGACCGAGAAAAUACCUCAGUUCUCGUUGGCAACCUCCCUGCUGAGACCACCAAAACCAAGAUACGGCAGUAUUUCAAAGAGUAUGGCCAUAUUGUCGACGUUACGGACCCAGCCAUUGACCCCCAAGACAACACCCAGACAGUCAUGGUAGAGUUCAGAACCCCGGAAGAGGCGCAGUCGGCCCUACUCAGAGACGGGAAAUAUUUCGGGACGGCCCAGAUCAGCGUGCAGCCCGGCACUGAUCUCACCGUCUAUGUCACCAACUACCCGCCAACGGCGGACAAGGCCUACAUCGGCAACCUCUUCAAGGACUGCGGCGAGGUUCUGAGCAUCAGGAUGCCUAGCUUGAAGGGCAAUGUUCGUCGGCGAUUCAGCUACGUCACGUUCCGUGACCGUUCUGCCUCGACCAAGGCCGUACAAAGACAUGGUACUGUUCUCGAUGGAAAGUUCAAGCUGAUGGCCAUGUACUCCGACCCGACCCGUGCGAAGAAGCGCGAAGGAGCGAUAGAGGAAGGCCGCGAGCUGCACAUUACCAACCUGGACCCUUUGGCCGUCGAGGACGACGUGCAAAAGGCCUUUUCGAAAUACGGUACUGUGAAGCGCAUUAGCAUCCCACGGAAUAAGGCCGGCAAGGGCCACGGUGCGGCAUAUGUCGAGAUGGAAACCAAGGAGCAGGCCCAGACUGCUGCUUCUGAGCUCGACAAGGCCAAGCUGCGCAGCAGCAUCAUGACGGUACAGAUCUCCACACCCAGCAACUUCAAGAGGACGGCGGCCGUCUCGAAAGAGGGCGCCUCCCCUGCACCGAGUCGAGAUGAGGAGGGGGAUGAAACAAUGGCGGACAUCAACGGCGACGGCGGCAGUCGUCAGGCUGGGCCCAACCGGGCUGAGAUCGCUUCGCGGACCAUUGCCCUCCUAGGCAUCCCCGACACGGUCAACGAUGCACGCGUCAAGGAGAUUGUAGAGAAGAUUGGUGGUUUCAAGAGCCUCGUCCUGCAGCCCAGUCACGGCGGCGCCAAGAUCGAAUUCGAAGAUGAGCCGAGUGCUGGCCGCGCCAUGCUUCAGCUCGAUGGCUACGUCCUGGACGGCCGGAAACUACGAACGGGAUCCGUCGAGGAGCUCAAGCAUUCCAAGGGAGAGAUCCGCACGGACAAGAUUGUUUACGGUACUGGUGGGAAGAAGCAGGGCGACAAACCCGCGGCUCCCAAGAACACCAGCAGCGGUGCCGCCUUUGUCCCGCCAUCCACGACCGUCAAGCGGCCAGUGCUGGGCAAUAAGGGCGGUGCCAAGCGAGGAUUGGGGUUCAUGCCCAAGGCCGUGAGCGCAGGAGGGAGCGGACAGGGAGGAGGAGGAGGAGGAGGAGGAGCAGCAGCGGCUUCACAACCGGAAGCCAAGGUCAAUGGUGCCGGCGGCGGGGAGACGGAGACUCGGAAACCGAUGAAGAGCAACGCCGACUUCAAGGCGCUGGUUUUGGGUGGUACCACCACCACUACUACUACAACUGCUACAACAACAACAACUACUAAUGCGUCCAAGGAAGAAGGCGCGGGAAGGAAUGGCAACGGCCAGGCUGGGUACGACCAUCACUAA